Pseudomassariella vexata is the source of this 2370-nucleotide messenger RNA. Its product is annotated as phosphoribosylglycinamide synthetase. Gene Ontology annotation, molecular function: phosphoribosylamine-glycine ligase activity; metal ion binding; ATP binding. Bases 1 to 2370 code for a protein of 789 amino acids. The record is from RefSeq and is a predicted model, not a curated record. NCBI's taxonomy places the organism in Eukaryota, Fungi, Ascomycota, Sordariomycetes, Amphisphaeriales, Pseudomassariaceae. Gene Ontology annotation, cellular component: cytosol. Gene Ontology annotation, biological process: 'de novo' IMP biosynthetic process; adenine biosynthetic process. The transcript is spliced from 2 exons.
AUGGGCAUAAAAUCCCCAUUGCGUAUAUUGCUGAUCGGCAAUGGCGGCCGCGAGCAUGCCAUCGCCUGGAAACUGAGCCAGUCGUCGAAAGUCGAAUCCAUCAUCGCAGUUCCUGGCAACGGAGGCACUGCAACAUGCGCCAAAACAAGAAACGAGACAUCGGUCUCCGCUGAAGACUUCCCAGCCCUCCUGGAGCUAGCACGCAAGGAGAACAUCAAUUACGUUGUUCCGGGACCAGAAGCACCCUUGGUUGCUGGCGCGGUGGACUUCUUCAAACAAGCGGGCAUUCAGAGUUUCGGCCCCUCGAUGGAUGCCGCGCGCAUGGAAGGCAGCAAAACAUUCUCGAAAGACUUCAUGAAGAAAUGGAAGAUUCCCACCGCUGAAUACGAGAACUUUUCCGACUAUAAGAAAGCUCGCGAUUACCUCAAUCAAGUCCAGCACGAUGUUGUUAUCAAGGCUAGUGGCCUCGCCGCAGGAAAGGGUGUUAUUAUUCCCACCACGAAAGAGGAGGCACAGCAGGCUCUCAAGGACAUCAUGUUGAACAAGGAAUUUGGUUCUGCAGGUGACGAGGUGGUAAUUGAGGAGUUCUUGACUGGAGAUGAACUCAGCAUCAUUACUUUCAGCGACGGGCACUCCAUCAAGUCGCUUCCACCUGCGCAGGACCACAAGCGUAUUGGCGAAGACGACACUGGUCUCAACACUGGAGGCAUGGGCUGCUACGCACCAACAAACAUUGCAACACCUACCCUUGUUGCGCAGAUCGACCGCGAUAUCAUCCAGCCGACCAUUGAUGGCAUGCGAAAAGACGAUAUGCCCUUUGUUGGUGUUUUAUUCACCGGACUAAUGGUCACCAAGACUGGUGUCAAGGUUCUGGAGUACAACGUUCGCUUUGGAGACCCAGAAACCCAGACACUUCUUCCACUUCUCUCACAUGAUACUGACUUGGCGGAGAUUAUGGUCGCUUGCUCACAGGGCACACUUGAUAAGGAGGGGUUAGUAAUCAAUGUUGAGCCCAAGUCUAGUACAACCGUUGUCGUGGCUGCAGGUGGCUACCCGGAGAGUUAUGGCAAGGGCGACGAGAUCCAGAUUCAGACACCCCCUGAAGGAAUCAACAUUUUCCAUGCAGGCACCAAACUAUCGAACGGGAAGUUGCAAACCUCAGGUGGUCGAGUCAUCGCGGCCACUGCAACAGGCGAGAACCUGAGGGCCGCUGUUGACAGGGCUUACGAAGGCGUUAAGCUCAUCCAGUUCAGCAAGAUGUAUUACCGAAAGGAUAUCGCCCACCGCGCCUUCCGCCCGACUCAGCAGACCAAAGAGGCGCUCACCUACGCACAGGCUGGAGUCAGCAUUGAGGGUGGAAAUCUGCUUGUCGAACGCCUGAAGAAAGUAACCCGAACUACCGCACGCCCUGGAGCAGACGCACAGAUUGGAGGUUUUGGUGGAGAGGUUGAUCUUGAAAAGGCCGGCUAUUCUACUGGAAUCAUGGUUGGAGCCAUUGAUGGUGUAGGAACAAAGCUUGCGAUCGCCCAAGCCACCGGUAACCACAGCACGGUUGGUAUUGACCUGGUAGCUAUGAACGUCAACGACCUAGUUGUGCAGGGCGCCGAGCCUUUGAUGUUCUUGGAUUAUUACGGUUGCAGCAAGCUGAACCAAGAGUGCGCUGCUAACUUUGUGGAAGGCGUGGCAGAGGGCUGCAGGCAGGCAGGUUGCGCCCUGUCAGGCGGUGAGACAGCUGAGAUGCCAGGCAUGUACCGCGAUGAUGACUACGACGCUGCCGGUGCCGCCAUCGGAAUGAUGCACCCCGAGAAUCGGUUACCGCGUCUUGAUGCCAUGUCCGAGGGCGACAUCCUCAUUGGACUCGCCUCCUCGGGGGUCCACUCCAACGGCUUCUCGCUCGUCCGUCGCAUUAUCGCACGAGAACAGCUCAGCUACGACGCCGCUGCACCAUGGGAUAACAGCGGAGUGACCGUCGGCGCAUCGUUGCUGACACCCACCAAGAUCUACGUGAAGCCCCUCCUCAAAGCCGUCUCGCAACUCAAAGGCCUUGCCCACAUCACGGGUGGCGGUCUAACCGAAAACGUGCCGCGCAUGCUUCCCAAGCACCUCGCGGCCGAAAUCGACGUAACAGCGUGGCAAUUACCCGCCGUUUUCAAAUGGUUGAAGGCCGCUGGUAAUAUUGAGGCAUCCGAGAUGGCGAGGACGUUCAACACGGGUGUGGGCAUGGUGGCGGUGGUCAGUCCACAGGAGGUUGAAAGUGUUCUUCGCCUAUUGCAGACAUACGGGGAGACAGUUUAUACAAUCGGAAAGUUGGUUGCGCGCCCCGAGGGGGUGGAGGGAUGUGUGUUGAAGGGGUUGGAGUCAUGGCAAUAG